Ceratotherium simum simum (southern white rhinoceros) is the source of this 1904-nucleotide messenger RNA. The record is from RefSeq and is a predicted model, not a curated record. Lineage: Eukaryota; Metazoa; Chordata; Mammalia; Perissodactyla; Rhinocerotidae.
GGCGGUGUGACACUGGUCACCUCCCUUGCAGAGAGGACCAGGAGCCGGCCGCGUUGCUAGGAGCCCAGAAGACGAGAGACAGCUGAGGCAAGAGGUUUCUGGAACUAGAGGGAGGAACAAAGAAGGAACUCUGGCUCCUGGUGGCCCAGGAUCAGCAGAACGGGGCGGGCAGAGUGGAGAGAGAAACCGAGGCGGGGGGAGGGCGCGGGAGGAAAGGGCAAGGAGAGGCAGGAAGGCCGCCAGGACCGGCCCAGGUGCGCUUCCCCCGGCUGCCGGGACAAGCCACCCCGCACAUGGCCUCCAAGCCGGCUGCCGGGAGGAGCCCGGGGGAGAAGCGCAAGAGGGUGGUGCUGACCCUGAAGGAGAAGAUCGACAUCUGCACGCGCCUGGAGAAGGGGGAGAGCAGGAAGGCGCUAAUGCAGGAGUACAACGUGGGCAUGUCCACCCUCUACGACAUCAGGGCGCACAAGGCCCAGCUGCUGCGCUUCUUUGCCAACUCCGACUGCAACAAGGCCCUGGAGCAGCGGCGCACCCUGCACACGCCCAAGCUCGAGCAUCUCGACCGGGUCCUGUACCAGUGGUUUCUGCUCAAGCGCGCCGAGGGCGUGCCCGUCUCCGGCCCCAUGCUCAUCGAGAAAGCCAAGGACUUCUACGAACAAAUGCAGCUGACCGAGCCCUGCGUGUUUUCUGGAGGGUGGCUUUGGCGUUUUAAGGCCAGACACGGCAUUAAAAAGCUGGACGCGUCCAGCGAGAAGCAGGUGGCCGACCACCAAGCGGCUGAGCAGUUCUGUGGGUUUUUCCGGAGCUUGACUGCUGAGCACGGCCUGUCCCCUGAGCAGGUUUACAACGCUGACGAGACUGGCCUCUUCUGGCGGUGCUUGCCAAACCCCACCCUGGAAGGUGGGGCCGCACCUGGCGCCAAGCAGAGCAAGGACAGGCUGACCGUCCUCAUGUGCGCCAACGCCACGGGCUCGCAUAAGAUCAAGCCCCUGGUGAUCGGGAAGGGCAGCGGCCCCCGGGCUUUCCGAGGCAUCCAGCACCUGCCUGUGGCCUACAAGGCCCAGGGGAACGCGUGGGUGGACAGGGAGAUUUUCUCUGACUGGUUCCGUCACAUCUUUGUGCCGUCAGUGAAGGAGCACUUCAGGGCCCUGGGCUUGCCUGAGGACAGCAAAGCCAUCCUCCUGCUCGACAACUCCCGGGCCCACCCGCAGGAGUCCGAGUUGGUUUCUGAUAACAUUUUCACCAUCUUUCUGCCCGCCGGUGUGACCUCCUUAAUUCAACCCAUGGACCAGGGAAUUCGCAGGGACUUCAUGAGGCAUUUCAUCAACCCCCCAGUCACGCUGCAGGGCUUCCACCCCCGUUACAACGUGAACGACGCCAUCGUGAACGUGGCCUGUGCCUGGAAUGCCGUGCCCAGCGACGUUUUUGGCCGUGCCUGGGGGAAGCUGUGGCCCGCGGGGUCGUUGACCGAAGGCUCGUCUUCUGAGGAGGAGCCCGACCACCUCAGGACUAAGCCUCACGCCCAGACGUUUGCGCACGUCCUGGAGCCGGGCAGCAGGCUUCCCUGGGGCGUGGCCACCGAGCAGGGCGGGCCCGGAUGGGCAGCUGGAGAGGGGCGCCCCACUGCUGCAGGCCCAGCUCCUGCCGCGGGGAGUCCAGAGCAGGCCGAGAAGGAGAGCGAGGAGGCGGCCUGGGAGCAGGCAGCCGCAUCCUUCGACGCGCUCGUGCGCUUCGCGGAGAGGCAGCCCUGCUUCACGGCGCAGGAGGCCGGGCAGCUGCACGCGCUGCGCUCCGUGUUCGUGAGGCAGCGGCAGGUGAAGCGGUGGCGGCCGGCUCUCAGGGCCAUGAUCAAGCUCGAGGCCCCCCAGGAUGUGCCCUGCUCAUCCACAGCGGGCGAGGACUGA